Molecule: messenger RNA, 711 nt
Organism: Culex pipiens pallens (northern house mosquito)
Lineage: Eukaryota; Metazoa; Arthropoda; Insecta; Diptera; Culicidae
Product: calcium-binding and coiled-coil domain-containing protein 1-B-like
Exons: 3
Coding region: 5-622 (205 amino acids)
Source: RefSeq, a predicted model, not a curated record
GUCAAUGAAAAAUGUUUAUUGUUGGCGACCGUUGAUGCAAGCACCGGGUUUUGGGAAUUUUUCAACGUUAAUUUCUGAUAACAUGGACCGCCCGAUAACUCUGUCCGAGUACAGCAGCUGGCUCCAAAUGGUGUGCGCGGAAGCUGCCAUUUGUUUGCGUGCUUCAGACCAACUGACGGCACGAAUCGAAAAGAUUGCCACCUUCAAAGAAACCCUCGCCCACCGACUGCACGGUACCAAGCAGCGGGUGAACCAGCUGAAGCAGACCAUCAACGAGCUCGAAAAGACGACCCAGCCGGUGCGCGAAUGUCUGACCGCGACGCAGGCCAAGCUGGCCAAACUAGACGAGGAAAGUGCUCUGCUGCAGCAGCAACUGGCCGAAAACAAAACCCAAAUCGAGCAGGUUGAGGCCAGGGCCGAAGGACCUGAUAAAGAACUGGUGCAGCACCUCAAGGCGGAGGAGGCAAAAUUAACGGCAAUCAAGCGAUCAUUGGCAGAAUCUGUAACCGCCGACAACGUGUGGGACACCCUGCCGUUGGUCAUGUCCGAGGUAAAGCUGAAGGAAAAAAUACUGGCCGUUGUUGACGCGUCGUCUGGACGAAACGAUCCACCCAAGAGUUGAACGUUGUGUUUUAUUGAAUUAUGUCAAGUUCGCUAAGCCAUGUAUUUUCUAAGCUUAUACAAUAAUGAGGAAAUAAAUGAUGUUUUUUU